Molecule: messenger RNA, 1553 nt
Organism: Syzygium oleosum
Lineage: Eukaryota; Viridiplantae; Streptophyta; Magnoliopsida; Myrtales; Myrtaceae
Product: GDSL esterase/lipase At3g48460
Exons: 2
Coding region: 93-1277 (394 amino acids)
Molecular function (GO): hydrolase activity, acting on ester bonds
Source: RefSeq, a predicted model, not a curated record
GUUAUUAAAUGCGCAACGCAACAUAAAUAGGCCGCCCCGCUCCGCCGGAGAUUGUGCUCACAGUCGGAGCUGCGCAGCGAGCACAGGUAAAAAUGUCGCCGCCGUCCUCCUCCUCUUCUUCUAGAGUUCUCGCCGCCCUCGCCGUCGUUAUUCUGACCACCCUCUUCUUCUUCUCUCCCGCCUCCGCCUCCGCCUCCGCCUCCGCCGCCGGCCCACAGCCCCGCCCCUUCAAGAAGGUCUACGCCUUCGGGGACUCCUUCACCGACACCGGCAACACCCGCUCCGCCUCCGGCCCCAGCGGUUUCGGCCACGUCUCCAACCCCCCCUACGGCGUCACCUUCUUCCACCGCCCCACCAACCGCUACUCCGACGGCCGCCUCGUCAUCGACUUCGUGACCCAGUCCCUCUCCCUCCCCUUCCUGCCCCCCUACCGCAGCAUCUCCUCCUCCUCCUCCGACGAUGCCUCCGGCGUCAACUUCGCCGUCGCGGGCUCGACUGCCAUCAACCACGAGUUCUUCGUGAGGAACAACCUGAGCCUGGACAUAACGCCCCAGUCGAUCCUGACUCAGCUCGUCUGGUUCAACAAGUACUUGGAGAGCCGCGAGGGGUGCAAGGCGGCGGCGAGAGGCGGGGCGUGCGGCGGCGCGCUCGAGGACGCGCUGGUCUGGGUGGGCGAGAUCGGAGUCAACGACUAUGCCUACACCGUCGGGUCCACCGUUUCCGGCGACACCAUCCGGAAGCUCGCCAUCGACACCGUCGCCACUUUUCUGGAGUCGCUUCUGAGGCGAGGGGUGAAGUAUAUGGUGGUCCAAGGUCUGCCGGUGUCGGGUUGCUUGCCCCUGGCCAUGUAUCUGUCCCCCGAGAACGACAGGGACGACAUCGGCUGCGUGAAGAGCGUGAACGACCAAACCCGCGCCCAUAAUGCCGCUCUCCAGGCCAAGAUUUCUGACCUCGGGAAGCAAUUCCCCGAUUCCGUGAUCGUCUACGCAGAUUACUGGAAUGCAUACCGCUCUGUCAUGAAGACCCCGGCCAAGUAUGGCUUCAAGGAGCCUUUCAAGGCAUGCUGCGGUGCCGGGGAGCCCUAUCAUUUCACUCCGUUCGCGACAUGCGGCAUGCCGUCCACUGACUUUUGCCCCCGUCCCGCGGAGUACAUCAACUGGGACGGAGUCCAUCUCACGGAAGCCAUGUACAAGGUGAUCGCCGGCAUGUUUCUGAAGGGACGGUUCAGUCACCCUCCCUUUAGCUACUUGCUCGGCAAGAAACAGCGCGGCGGAUGAACUGCUCCUAGCUAUAUGACUAAAACAGGGAUGCGGGUUGUGUCGGGACACCGUUGAACUCUCUAUCGGCCUCGGCAGUAAUGGAUAUGCCUUCUUCUAGCUGGAUCUAUGUACAGUAAUUCUAGAAGUAGAACCUCGUGUUGAUGCAGAUCACAUGAUGCACCUAAGUUUAAAGUUUCUGUAUUUCGACCAUUGGGAUGCUAAUACUAUGCUCAGUAAUUCUGCAAAUCCGGGUCCUAAAAUGUGAAACUGCAACAGUAAACGGGGUUUAAAUUA